Messenger RNA from Neoarius graeffei (lesser salmon catfish), 5770 nucleotides. RefSeq names its product LON peptidase N-terminal domain and ring finger 2 (gene lonrf2). The transcript has 12 exons. The record is from RefSeq and is a predicted model, not a curated record. Gene Ontology annotation, molecular function: protein binding. NCBI's taxonomy places the organism in Eukaryota, Metazoa, Chordata, Actinopteri, Siluriformes, Ariidae. The coding region runs from base 592 to 2850 and encodes 752 amino acids.
CUCGAGGUGUUUAUUGUUAUGUAGCAGACCGGUUGGACUGAAAGCCCGUUUGCGGUUGUUUUCAGUUAUGUAGCUAAUACGAGUUGUUUUAAUGGACUUCUCGGUUCGGACGGGGUUUAAAAAUGGUCAGGCGGAGAGGAAAAGGAGUGGAUACCGGCGCGGAAGGGAGCUGAGGGGAUUAUGCGGAGAGCGGUUUACCGGAGUGUUAUAUAAAAACUGAGGCGCUGAUGAGAGACUGACUGCGACUGUUUCAUGUUUCAGCGUUCAUACAGAGUCGUUUUCUUGCUCUACCGCCUUUUAAUUCCGUCCUGUCGAGCUGGAGACUUUUUUAUUUUAUUUUAUUUAAAAAAAAAUUAUUUCUCGUUUAACUUUUUAACGGUUCCACAAGUGUCGCUCAGCAUAGCGCGCGCGCGCACGCAGAGAUAGAGAGGCGAUUCGAGAGCGAGCAAGCAAGUGAGCACGUGCGCUUUGUGUCAUGACCUCAUACUAACCCUUGACGUCACGGCCUGGUCAUUUCCGGCGCUCGUGCAGCAUGUGAAGGGAGCGCUUUGCUCUGUUUGUUUAUUUCCGGAUAGAGAAGAGCUGAAGACGAUGGACGCCGGGAUCCAGAGUUCUUCCGAGCAUUUCGUGCAUGAGCCGAGUGGCGUGUGUCCGGAAAUGCUGGAAGUCGCAGAAGAAGCGUGCCGGGCCGGGGAUUACGAGCUGGCUAUUGAGAUCUAUUCGUCUCAGCUGUCCGAGCUCCACCAGCCCGACCGCGGGCUGUGCCUGCGCAAAGCGGACGCGUUAGCCCGUGCCGGCCGGAUCGCCGAGGCUCUGGACUCGUACUGUAUCGCCGCGGAUCUGCACCGACUCCGACCCGACGAGCUGCGACUGUUAGUGGAAGCGAUCGCGCGCGCGAUCCGCGUGAAGGAGCUGCAGGCGAGCGCGAGCGCGGCCACCUGUUCCGAUCCGGACGAGCUCGAGGAGGCGGAGCGCGCGCCCGACUUAUUCUCGUGCCGCCUCUGUAAGCACGUGCUCUCCGAGCCCACCACGCUCGUGUGCGGCCACACGUUCUGCAAACGCUGCCUCGAGGACGCCGUGACCGACGAGUGCAAGUCGUGCACGAUCAAAUCGCCGUGGUGCACGAGCGGCCUCCGGGCCAACGUGGUUCUCAGCGGCCUGCUCGACAAGUGGUUCGAGGCGGAAAGUAAAUCCCGGAGGUUCUGGCUCGAAGGGGAGAGCCUGUGGAAGAAACAGGAGCUGCAGGCCGCCCUGGAGAAGUAUAACCAGGCUGUAGAACUAGAGUCCUCUCUUGCUAGUUUGCUAGCACAGCGAGCUGAGCUGCACAUGGACAUGAAGAACUUUAACCAAGCGAUCCACGAUGGGGACAGCGUGUGCCGCCUCCUACCAGCUUCACCAAAGGCCCACUACAUUAGGGCCAAGGCGCUUUGCUGUGCUGGCCGCAGAGAAGAGGCAUUGCAGGAGUAUUUUAUUUGUGUAGCACUCAAGCCAGACUGGACAUCUGUAAAAUCCGAGGCACAGAAGAUCCUGAGCGAGAUGUUUUCAUCCAUUUUUCAGAACGACAGUCUGGUCACAAGUCUCCAUCCGCUUCAAACCACAGGCUCAUCCCCUCGCAUCAAACCUUCAUCACUCCUCAGCUCUCUUCAUUUUCCUCUGCCGAGGGACGGAGCCAGAGCUGGCUGCUCCAAAGACCCUGCGCUCAGUAGUAAAGCUUGUGAUACUUCGAGUUCCUCAUCCUUAAAUCAGCAUGAGAGCAGCAUCGAAGAAUCCAAAAGCCUGGCAGCGGUGCUUUCUUCCCUUCCUGUAGCUCCUGGUGUUAAGAGGAAGCGCUUGGCUGAUGCCAGUGCCUUAGUGUCUCCUAGCAAGAUUCGCAAAACAGAUCCAUCCAGUUCUUCACCGAUGACUCCUGUCCAGUGCAGGACAAGGAAAGUACCAUCUCAUCUCUUGGACAGUGCAGACAUGGAGUGUUCCCUGUGCAUGAGGUUGUUCUACGAGCCUGUAACCACUCCCUGCGGACACACCUUCUGUCUCAAGUGUCUGGAACGCUGCCUGGAUCACAACCCAAACUGUCCUCUAUGCAAAGAGAAUCUUUCAGAGUAUCUGGCCAGAAGAGGGUACAAAAAGACCUUCCUGAUGGAGGAGGUACUUCAGCGCUACCUGCGUGAGGAACUGGAAGAGAGGAGGAAAGUGCACGAAGAAGAAAUGAAAGAACUGUCAAAUUUGAACCAGGAAGUUCCUAUCUUCGUCUGCACCAUGGCGUUUCCCACAAUCCCCUGCCCGCUGCACGUAUUCGAGCCACGCUACAGGCUGAUGAUUCGCAGGGCCAUAGAGACAGGAACCAAGCAGUUUGGCAUGUGCAUUUCAGACGAACUGAAAGGGUUUGCCGAUUAUGGUUGCAUGCUCGAGGUGAGAGAUGUGAAGUUCUUCCCUGACGGUCGCUCAGUGGUCGAUACGAUCGGCAUGUCUCGCUUCAAAGUGCUCAGCCAUGGCCAGAGAGACGGCUACAACACGGCCAAGAUCGAAUAUUUGGAGGAUAAGAAGGUGGAAGGAGAGGAAUUAACCGAGCUCCUGAAGCUGCAUGACUCCGUGUACGAUCAGGCCACAGCCUGGUUCACGUCUCUCAAAGAGAAUAUGAAAAGCCAGAUCCUGAGCCACUUCGGUCACCUGCCUGCCAAAGAUCCCGACCCGCAGGGCAACCCCAGUGGGCCGGCGUGGUGCUGGUGGCUGCUGGCUGUACUGCCUCUAGAGAAUAAAGCUCAGCUCACCAUCCUUGCCAUGACCUCGCUGAAAGACCGACUCAUCGCCAUCCGCCGAGUGCUCAUCUUCGUCACCAGGAAGCGUCCUCGAUGACCUCCGCCUUCCUCGAUCGUCACCGUCGUCAUCACUGUCACUUCAGGAGCCACAGAAAUAGGUAGCGGGCCACUGAAGCAACCCAUCGAGUCUCAUCCUCCACAACCACUCGCUGGAUGAUAAACUGACAUGCGUGUGUUUUCUCUUCAGCGAAACAAACUAAGGCUGAACAACUGACUGUAGCUAAAGAUGUAGUCAAACCUGAAAGAGGAAGCCCUGUGCUGAUAACCGAAUGCUGUGAACACGCCACUCAUGCUUUGUGCCUCGUACGUGUGUAAGGCUGACCAAAUGCAUCUCAUGGGCUUCCGCUAUGUUUACUUGUGGUUCGCACAUCAUGUACUAGUUAAGCAUAUACACAAUUCUUUAUUACCUCUUAAAAAAAGAAAAAAACAGCUGGUCUUGCACACCUGACGUUGCACAGUCUUCAUUAUAUUUACCGUUGAACAGGACGUGCGUUUUAGAGGGAGAAAACAGCAAAAGACGAUCCCGGUCCUUUUUGAAGUUUUAUUCAAGCUUUGCUUGACGCCAAUUUGGGAAGGUAGAAAUGUGGAAUGGAUCUGAAAAGGGAAAAUGUCAAUCCUGUGUUAAAAUGAUGGCUAGCGUUGUCAACUCUGGCUGGUAGCGUUCACUGGUAACGGGUAAUUGGCGUACAGAACAGACGUGGUGAUGGCAUGAGCAGAGCCUCAGUUGACUGAAGAAAUAAUGAUGAGGCUUGGAUUAAAAUGCCAGGAGUGACUUUUUCCUCCGGUAACGAGACAGAAAACGAUGUCGAGGAUUCUGAGAAUCAACGUGAUCGUUUUUUCCUGUUGUAUAAUUGCGGACCGUAGAUUUCCUGAAGCAGGUAAACGCAAAGGUAGGCAGGGCGUCUUUGACUGGAAUUGGUCGGAAUUGAAUCUGUUGAAUCUGAUUUUCUUUCAUAUUUCAGUUCAGGAACACGUGUAGUUUUAAAGGUGGGGUAUCAGAUUUUUUUCAGGAGGAUUUUUUACCACAUUGCUUGAAAAGCUCCUCACACCCAUGUUGCAAGCAGUACAAUAGAAGGUUUGACCCAAAAACGAAAUAUUUUAAUCCAGUCUACAGUGUAAAAUAAAGGAAAAACGCCAUCCAAUCAUAUCGAGGUACCACCUCAAAAUGAUUGGAUACAGACACGUCAAUCAGACUGAAGCCCGCGAGCAGCCCGGCCCUUCUGUAUGUAUGUGUGUGUGUGAGAGAGAGAGAGAGAGAGCGCCAGCAGGGAGAGACAGAAAUGCAUAGAAAAAGGUUCCUCCAAACAACGGGGAUUUACACGAAAACGGAAGGAGAUAUUCACAAAAUUCUUUCACAGUGAGCGCCACAAGGCUCCCCUGAACACACUGAUGUAAUUUUUUUGUCUGUAGUGUAAAAAAUGAGGUCACUAGAGCGAGUUAAAAACGAGUGACUUUUCUGCCAAGUUUAUAAUGGCAGUCUAUGGGGCUGCGCGGCUGUCCUCUCCUCACUUUCAGGCUUCUCAUUCAAAAACUGCAAGUCCUAUCGUGUAGGUAGACACAUUGUGUGAAUCAGGACAAGUGUGGCUACUACUUUUGAGAAAAUUGUGUGUGUGGAGUGAAAAUUGGGGCUGAAAACACAGUUUAAAUGAGAAAGUUUGAGCUAUUUUUCCAAGCUCUCUACACUAACUUAACGAGACGCGGGGGGGAGCAUGGCGAGGGCGGGCUUGUUUCUUUUCAAAAUAUGGCUUGCGGGAACCGUUAUUCCAAAAUCUCAUACCCCACCUUUAAGGACGUGUGAAUUUGGAUUUCCCAAGCGGCCCUUUUUUUUUUAUAAACAUUGGUCAACGAAAUCUCUAAAAUUCCUGCUAUUCACUGGGUAACUCUGAGCAGUGGACUGAAACUGAAUUGAUUCAAUGUGCUUGGUUACUUAGAAAGGAGUGCAGUCACUUUAUUCAGAUUUUGUUUUUGUUUUUUUUAAACAUUCUAUUUAUUCAAAUGGCCUUGUUUCUGUUUGUUCUUGCUUUGGAUGUACUUUAGGCCAAUUAAGUUGAUACAAACUGAAAAAAAAAAAGGAUUUUCCCCAGAAUUACCUUUGCACUCGUACAGGUUUGGAAAAAUAAAUGAGAAAAUGAAUAUGCUGUUACUGAAGACACUGGUGCGGUGGCAGUUUGAGUUGUGUUUUUAAUUAGAUUAUACUGAUAACGCUGAUGACUCCAAGUCAACUUCACAGCACAAAAUGAAGCGCAAGUAUAUGUCAUCUCUCUCGGCAAAAUUCCCCGGAACGUUUUCUUAAUACACAACGUAUAUGCACUGCAAUGGAGUCAUCUUUAUUUGCAUUUGGUAAUUUGCGGACAAGUCCUACACUACAGAUUCGACAGCAGAACCUGUAAGGCAAUUGCCAGCCUUGUUUUAAGAGUCAUGAUUCUGUGAUGGAGAUGAAAUGAAGAUAACCACACAGCAUUGCACAGCACGAUAUCUAUCCUGUUAGGCAGCAAGUUAUUGCAGCCCUUAUCGUUCAUUAUAAAGGUUAAACAGAGUGGACAGAGUUUCGUUUCAGCUUGCAAAAGAUUUUAACCAUUUCUUCAUUUUGGAUGGCUUCAACUUCAAUUGAUCCCUGAUCCAAAAAAUAUAUAUUGAGUUUUUAAUAACCAUUGGAUACUCUAUGCACCUUUACCUGAUUUUAUUUUUUUUCUGCGCAGUGAGCCGUUUGAGAAACUUUACCUGUUGAAAAAGGCUUGUGAUCAUCUGUGUCUGGAUAAAUCAGAAGCUUUGGAAUGACUUUUUUUUCUCCAUUUUCCACUGUGACCGAUUCUUCCUUUUCCUGAUGUGCAAGACUCUUUACGUAGCUCCUCUUUUCUCAUGUAGCAUCUCCUCCUGGUUACUGCACAAAUGCUGCAUUUUUAUGUCGAUUUGUACAUUCAGAUGAAAUUAAACUUAUUUUAUAUUUUACAUCAAAA